Molecule: messenger RNA, 1314 nt
Organism: Postia placenta MAD-698-R-SB12
Lineage: Eukaryota; Fungi; Basidiomycota; Agaricomycetes; Polyporales; Adustoporiaceae
Exons: 6
Coding region: 1-1314 (437 amino acids)
Biological process (GO): nuclear inner membrane organization
Cellular component (GO): chromosome, centromeric core domain; mitotic spindle pole body; microtubule organizing center attachment site
Source: RefSeq, a predicted model, not a curated record
AUGUACGACGAAAAGUUGAACUCACGGUCCUUUGCGAAAAGAGCUUCCCCACGGAAAGACCGCUUACCAACUAUGUAUGGCAGUGGUCUCUUCUGUCAUACCUGCCGAAUGAACCAAACGCUGCUCGCAAACCUUUUGUCGAGCUACUUGCCACCCCCUGAAGAUCCUGAAUAUGAACAGCGUGCGCAAACGCUUCCCGAGUACCGGCGCUCUAUAGAAGCCCGGUAUCCUCCAGUAUGCGCCAACUGUGCACCUACGAUCGAAGAAGAGAUUCAGAGACGGGACCACAUGGCUCGCACCAGUGCGCUGAAUGGCUUCCUCCGUGCAAGCAAACCAGUCAAGCGCAAAGUUGAGCGCACACAGCGUGACAAGGAUCGGCUUGCACGGGAGAUUGCAAUGUGGAAAGUGAGAGGAGCUCUCUGGGCUGGAUGCCUCCUCUUCGCCUUGGUCGGACAUGCCGCAAUCGCUUGUGCGAAGUUCCCGCGUCGCAUACCCCACAGCCUCAAACUUGCUCUGCCUGUCAUAGCGUUGAUUUCGUUGAUAUGGACGGCAUGGGAUCCAACAUAUGCAUCUCUCAAACGAGCACAGUUUCAGGGCCGUAUGGUGCAUCAACGCGGGAAGAAAAAAUACAAUAUUCUACAAUCUCUGGCUUGGCUGACAAGACUCAUUACAUCGUUCACGCUGGGCGUGUCUUCGUUCGGAGAGCCAUGGGAUAAGCUGCAGCUGUGGAACGACAUUGAAUCACGCCGGACGCGGAUGUUCUCUUCCGCAUGCUUAUUAGUUGAAGUCCUACCUAUCUUGGCACCACCAGCCAACAUCUCCCUGUCUAAACCUGUUUUCGGAAAGCCGUCGCUCGUUACCAGUCUGACACAACCUCACGAAGCAGACCUAAGCAAUGCGAUGGACAUCGAAGACGAUGAUGAGUCUCCCACGGGUCCUCGGGACCCGGACGCCAUGGACUGGUCGCCAAUCCGGCCCCUACCGUCUCGUGACCGACCACAUGCACUGAACGGCCGAUCGCACUUUGGACAGGAUGAGGAUGGCGAUUUACUCCGCCCGCAACGCUUCUUCGCGCCUGAGGAGCCGACAGGCCUGGAGAGCCUCUUCGCAAAUACCAUUCAUCUGGCAGAUGACGAGCAGGAGAAUGCGAAGCGGCAAACUGCUAGAGCAAAAGGCCGACACCAGCAUCAGCAUAGGUUUUUACGAUACAUUCCCAGAUGGCCGUGGGUUGUAGCUCUUUCCGUGAUUCCGCUUCUUGGUGUAGCGUACAAACUCUGGGCAGAUCGGAGAGAAAGUGCACAAACUAUAUCAUGA